Molecule: messenger RNA, 1191 nt
Organism: Triticum dicoccoides
Lineage: Eukaryota; Viridiplantae; Streptophyta; Magnoliopsida; Poales; Poaceae
Product: serine/threonine-protein kinase ATG1t-like
Exons: 7
Coding region: 80-940 (286 amino acids)
Biological process (GO): protein autophosphorylation; autophagosome assembly; regulation of autophagy
Cellular component (GO): cytoplasm; autophagosome; cytosol
Molecular function (GO): protein serine/threonine kinase activity; ATP binding
Source: RefSeq, a predicted model, not a curated record
CAUGCUCCUCCCGAAACUUCCUGCCGCCGAUCCGCUCCGUCCCACCUCCUGCCGCCGCUCGUGUGCGCCUUCUUGAGAGAUGGGGGAGAGAAGCAGAGAGAGGAGGAAGAGGAGGAGGUGGUUGGCGUUCCUGAUGGAGAGGAGGAUGCGUCGUGUGGAGAUCCGUAGGGGAGAGAUGGAGACGAAAACGGCCCGCGCGAGAAAGGAGGGAGAGGAGGAGGCGUGCACAUGUGGGCGUGUGACUGCCUUCGUGGGGAAGGAAGGAAGCUCCGAGGACGAGACAGAGGGAUGUCCCACCUCCACCCACUCAACCUCGUCAUGGAGCUGUGCUUAUUCUGUUCUACUAUCUCAGACCCCGGGCUGCAUCUACCUCGUCAUGGAGCUGUGCGAGGGGGGAGACCUGGCGACCUACAUCCAGCGCACCGGCGGCAGGGUGGAGGAGAGCGUCGCCAGGAAUUUCAUGAGACAGAUCGGAGCUGGUUUGCAAGUGCUCCGCCGGCACCACGUCGUCCACCGGGACCUGAAGCCUGAGAACAUCCUUCUCUCUUGUCCCGGCAGCGAUGCGAUACUCAAGAUAUCCGAUUUCGGCCUGUCCAGGGUUCUUCAUCCUGGGGAGUAUGCAGAGACUUCCUGCGGCACCCGUUUGUACAUGGCCCCUGAAGUCAUGCUAUUUCAGAAGUACGAUGAGAAGGUAGACUUGUGGAGUAUCGGUGCGAUCCUCUUUGAGCUCUUGAAUGGCUACCCGCCGUUCCAUGGUAGAAGUAAUGUACAGAUGCUUCAAUGCAUAAACAGAACUAGUAGCUCUCUUCCGUUCUCGCAACUCGUUGUGCCCAGCCUGCAUCCUGAUUCCAUCGACAUAUGCACCAGACUACUGUGCACGAAUCCAGUGAGGCGACUGUCGUUGCAAGAAUUCAUCAACCACGGCUUCCUCAGACCAUAGAUGGCACACUGAAACUGAAGAGGAUUUUGGUGCUGGCCGCGGUAUCAUCUGAAGCAUAGGAUAUCCGUUUGCUCCUUUGUGCUGGCUUUAGAUAGUGGCAAUGUAGAUCUGAAUGUUUGUACUUUACAGAAUUGUCCAUAUACAAUGUCGUGCCAUUUAACUGUAGCAUGUAGGACUGCUCAAUAUCUGAAGCUUAGGACUGGCUGAUUACGUUACUGUACUUGACUUGUUGUAUAAAAAUGUGAAUGUGA